GGGAAGCAGAGAGACAGUAGGAAGAUUGUUCAGGCUCUGCUGAUGCUGUCUCUACCGAAACCCAUCACCAUUUAUUCCAUGAAGCAUCGAUCCACAACCUCAAAUUGUGGAGUGAUGAACAAUAAUGGCAUUUUCUACAGCUUUCCAGACUCUCCACGAAGAUCCAUUCAUGUAAAUCAGGAAUGAACCUUUCACUCCCUGCCUUUUUUUUAAAUGCCGUUCCUUUUAAACCCAUCAAUGAAGCAUCUGACGCCGAGUCUUUGCUUUUCCCCCACAUGUCUCAAUGUAGUGCGAGAGGGGGUUAAAUAAAUAUAUUUUGCAGGCAGCUGCUGUGCAAUCGCGCUUGUCUUUUCUUUCUAAAUAAAAGAAAGGGAAGAAAGUAUUUCGAAAUGAAUUUUUGUCCCCUUUCUCGUUUUAUGCUGUUGCUUUGCUCUUUGAUUGAAUGGUUGUAUUGCAAUGGAGAGCCGUCAGGGAUCAAGGUCCCUCUGAAAAAUGAUAUCGGGAUCCCCAGCAGGUUGCCCAGAGCUGCCGAUGAGACUGGCCGGAGACAAAGUAUCAAUUUUAUGGAUAUGGUUGAUAAUCUGAGAGGGAAAUCUGGACAGGGAUAUUAUGUGGAGAUGACAAUAGGAACACCCGCUCAGAAGCUGAACAUUCUGGUGGACACUGGUAGCAGUAACUUUGCUGUUGGUGCUGCAGCCCAUCCGUUCCUGAAGAGAUACUAUCGCCGUAAUCUCUCCAAUACUUACCGGGACCUGAGGAAGAGUGUCUACGUGCCAUACACCCAGGGGAAAUGGGAAGGGGAGCUCGGGACAGAUAUCGUCUGUGUUCCACACGGUCCGAAUGUCUCAGUCAGAGCAAACAUUGCUGCCAUCACCGAGUCGGACAAAUUCUUCAUCAAUGGUUCCAACUGGGAGGGGAUCCUGGGACUAGCGUAUGCUGAAAUUGCCAGGUUUCUCAGCCAUGAUUGA
Molecule: messenger RNA, 968 nt
Organism: Rhincodon typus (whale shark)
Lineage: Eukaryota; Metazoa; Chordata; Chondrichthyes; Orectolobiformes; Rhincodontidae
Product: beta-secretase 1-like
Exons: 4
Coding region: 390-968 (192 amino acids)
Biological process (GO): proteolysis
Cellular component (GO): membrane
Molecular function (GO): aspartic-type endopeptidase activity
Source: RefSeq, a predicted model, not a curated record